GUCCUGAGGCUCCGUGAAAGUAAACGCCGAGUGUGCAAGUGGAAAACCUAAAUUAAAAUACUGUUGCAGCUAAAUUACUAUGGUUAUUUGGAGAAUUUAUACUGAACAUUGUGUAACAUUUGGUCGUUUGUAGCUCAUAAGUACAGCUAGAAAUUCGUUAACAUUUCCCUAUGUAACUUCUGGAUGAUGGGACGUUAACUACUUCCGGGUGAAGAGGAUGUUGGUAUUGUCAGCAUUGAUACGUUGCGUGUGAAGCGCAGGAGUAAAAUAAUAUCUCGUUAGUCAACGUUAAUUUUACCUAAAUGAAUGAAAUGAACAUGCUGACAGGCUAUUGACACAAAUUGGCAAAGAUGGCUUCACCAUCAUUAAUAUCAGGUGUUGUGGUAGUAGCGGAGCCAGUGGCAAGCCCUUCACCAAGUCCAAGCAACAAAACACUUGCGAUAAAUCCGUCUUUUCAGGCCAAAGGGAAGAAACGACCUGCAAGCCCGGCCAACAGUUCUCCAGCCUUGGUCAGCGGCAACAGUAGCAAAAAGAAGAAACUAUGUUUCUCUGCCAGCAUGAUUGAGCCUCUACCACAGCCACCACAGAUGGCAGCAGUGGAUUCGGUCACUGAACCGAAGAUGGCCGGCUCUUCAGACCCUGGCCCUGCAGCUGUGGAGCCCACAGCCAAACCCCUGCCCUUUAAGGACCCCAGCUUUGUGCAUUCUGGGAUCGGUGGGGCAGCGGCGGGGAAGAAGAACCGGACCUGGAAGAACCUGAAGCAGAUCCUGGCCGCCGAGCGGGCCCUGCCCUGGCAGCUCAGUGACCCAAACUAUUACAGCAUCGAUGCCCCUCCAUCCUUCAAGCCGGCUAAAAAGUACUCUGACAUCUCAGGGCUCCCGGCCAAUUACACAGACCCCCAGACCAAGCUGAGGUUCACCUCCAGCGAGGAGUUCUCUUACAUCCGCCUGCUGCCCACAGACGUGGUGACGGGCUACCUGGCGCUGCGCAAGGCCACCUGCAUCGUGCCCUGAGCGGCAGGGCUCCACCGACGGGCACUCAGUCCAAGUUUAAGAACAGUGACCGCAGCUGAAUUUUACCCCCAAAAUCCAGGAUUCAAUGCUCUUUGUUCCCCAAGUCAGAUGAAAAGAACUAAUAAAUGACAGCGUCAGACAUGCCUCCACAUUUUGAGUGGGGGUAGCGUGUCAUUGUCCUGUCCAGUGCUUCGGGAUUUGCUUGUGCAGGUGGUUAGAUAUACGCUCAGGACACUGUCUCACUGUGUUCUCCUUGACCACCUGCUGCGAUCUUUCAGUUUCUUUUAAGCUAAUGAUUUGAGCAAAUGGAGAAAUGGUCACUUGCUGUAUGAUAGCUGGGAAAAAAUGUCUUCCAGACCAAAUUUCUUGUGACAGUUAAUUCCUGCCAGUUGUUGUUUUUACAUUUUGUGGCCAGACUAAACACAUGACUAUAAGAUGGGUCCUGAUUGUUGGAUGAAGAGUUCAGAAUGGAUUGCUACCCUUUAAGGUUAGACACUGGCAAGUAUUGUGGCUGAUAACUCAGAACACUGGGUGAUUGUGUUACUGGCUGAACGUGGUAAUGAUAAUUGAAUACAGAUUUUAUUUUUAUCAUUUUUAUUGUAACUAGUUAAAGUUGCCUGUUGCUUUGGAAACUGUACUUGAUGCGCUUAAUUGCAUUUGUGUUGAGCAAUGGCUGGGAAGCAAAAAUUCUAAAAUAUCCUGUCCUGAUGUGUUAUUAAUUUGCAUCUCAGUCCCACUUGUUCUUCUCUGCUCAUUAAAUGAAGUACCGGUU
Messenger RNA from Anguilla rostrata (American eel), 1785 nucleotides. RefSeq names its product INO80 complex subunit C (gene ino80c). Gene Ontology annotation, cellular component: Ino80 complex. The record is from RefSeq and is a predicted model, not a curated record. Gene Ontology annotation, biological process: chromatin remodeling. The transcript has 5 exons. The coding region runs from base 351 to 1013 and encodes 220 amino acids. NCBI's taxonomy places the organism in Eukaryota, Metazoa, Chordata, Actinopteri, Anguilliformes, Anguillidae.